Lepisosteus oculatus (spotted gar) is the source of this 2196-nucleotide messenger RNA. It is a transcript of the gene faslg, whose product is annotated as Fas ligand (TNF superfamily, member 6). NCBI's taxonomy places the organism in Eukaryota, Metazoa, Chordata, Actinopteri, Semionotiformes, Lepisosteidae. Gene Ontology annotation, molecular function: tumor necrosis factor receptor binding. Gene Ontology annotation, biological process: extrinsic apoptotic signaling pathway via death domain receptors; positive regulation of canonical NF-kappaB signal transduction; immune response. The record is from RefSeq and is a predicted model, not a curated record. Gene Ontology annotation, cellular component: membrane.
GACACGCGAAAGGGGAUUAGCUGAAUCUGUCAGUUUCUGAGACAUUCAAGAGCCUAUCAGAGCUGCCGAUCUGCAGGCUGGGAGGAAACUGUGGGUUCUGAUCUGAGUCUGAAGUACCUACGUGAUUGAAACAGAGCGCAGAGGGAGAGAAAGAGAGAGUGUGUGAGAGGACAACGGAAAGGCAACAGAUUAACAGGUCGCAGAGCGUGCAAGCCUGCUCGCAGAGCCGCAGAGCCGCAGAGCCCGAGCGAGACCUCCAGACCAGCCCCCCGGCGUGUGGGACCAUGCAGCAGAACCUGAACUAUGUCUACCCUCCGAUCUUCCUCAUGGACAGGGCAGGUCAGGAGGCAGCUGCACCGGCUGCCAACAUGGUCCCUACCUGGGUGUCUCUGCCUCCCCCCGCGAAGCAGCCGCAGAGAAGGUGCAGAAGAUCCUGCAUCACCACAGUGCUCGUCUUCUUGCUGUUUCUGAUCCUGUGCGCCCUGGGGCUGGGUGCCUACCAAAUCCUGAGAAUGCAUGGAGAGCUGGCACAGCUCAAGCAGGCUGUAGAUUCAGAGCACCAGACGCCUGUGCUGCAGAAACAAGUCGGCCUACUGGAGACACUGGCAGAAAGGAGAGAGAUAAAGAGGAUUGCACAUCUAACAGUCCUCAACGUCACCCGGGGCUCGAAAAUGCUUCUGUGGGAGCCAGAGAAGGACGUCUCCUUCACCGACGGGGUGAGCUACGAGGAUGGCAGCCUGCUGAUCAACGAGACGGGACAUUACUUUGUGUACUCGCGGGUCCGCCUGCGGGGGGCGCACUGCCCCUCCCCGCCGGAGUUCACCCACACCGUCUCCAGGAGGAACCAGCACUCCAAGCCCAGGACCCUGCUGCAGGGGCACAAAGUGGGCUUCUGCCUGGGGGACCGCUCCUGGUCGUCCAGCAGCUACCUGGGCGCGGUGCUGAGGCUGCGCCGGCUGGACAGGGUCUUCGUCAGCGUGUCCGACCCCCAGCUGGUCAGCCUGGACCAUUACUCCACGUUCUUCGGGCUGUACAAGGUCUGACGCGCCCGAGCCCGGCUCACGCCAGGACGUACGGCGCUUCACUGCCGGCGAUUUCAGCGAGAGGCGCUCCCAUCCCCCGCAGAGAGCACCCCAGGCAUCCUGGGGGAUCUGUCCCUCCCCUCCUGCACAGGAUUGUUCCUCAGGAACUUAUACUUUCCUUACUGAGCGGCUUUCUGUCAUACAGAAGCCCAUUUCAACACUAAGUCCAGCAACCUGGAACUCUGAAUGUAUAUCGCGCAAAGACGACGAGAUAUUUUAGUGUUUAAUAGUUAUUUAUUUGAUUUUGAUAUCUGUAAUUUAAAAGAAGUUUUUUAUAGAUUUUUAUUGCAACUGUAUUCGCCGUCCUCUAAUCCCACUGUUCUCUGGGUUCUGGGGCUGGUGUGUUGACCUGGCCGGGCCAGUUCUCAGUGCCUUCUCUCUAGGCCACAUGAAUUCUCAUCUUUCAGUUCUGUGCCAUUUCACCAUUUCUAACCGUAUUAUUUAAAGGGAAAUUAAAAAAUUCAGGCCACCCCGUGGUAGAAUGGCUGAAAACUCCAAAGAACGCUUUGUGGGCCCCUCUUUGUCUUCGCGUUUGGGGUGUCCUGCCGGUUUCAGACUUGAAUGGCCGGAGACGACACCUUCCAGACGGAUGGAAUGAAGGCAGCACUUGCCGUUAUUCCCGACGUGUCUGUAUCCUUGCAGCCAGCACACCAUGGAGGAAGUUCUGGGCUCCUGGGGGGAACGGGGGUGGGGUGCAGGGUGGUACUGAAUAUCACUUGACGUGCUUCUCUGGGCGGGCUGGCUGGCUGGCUAGCAUCCCCCCCCGUCUCUCGCCGCCCCCCCCUGCAGGGUGGUUUUUCUGAGAAAGCCCGUGGUGUCACGCUCCUCCGAUCUGCACCAGGCGCGGCUGCCUGCUUGCUGGCUUGCAGGACGACCGCAGGGCCAUGACUCUCCACACCUCCCGGCUCGCUGGCUGGGCUGGCUGGGGAGAUGCUGACGGCACCAACCGUAUUAGAAAACUGCAGCAGCGUGAUUUCUUCUAGGCACUUUUCUCACAUCGCCUGAGAAAAAAAAAAGAAGAAGGUAUGACUUUCCUGUCUGAUAAAAGUAAACCCAACGAAUUUCAGGUCUUGUGAUGUUUGCCCAGCCGUUUCCGCUUGUGUGUUCUGCGAGA